CGUUGUUCGCCUUCGCCAAAAGCGAUUCGAAAUUAAUUAAAUUAACAAUAACAAAAGCAGAUUUAUCAGUGUUAAAUCGAUAAAUACACUGGAACAUAUCAGACGUGUUUUCAUCUGAACUCAAACUCUGGUCCUCCACAUCCUCUACCGACAUUAAUGAUUUUUUCUCACCAUUGUCAUCUUGAUCCGUGGUGUGAUCGGGCCCGCUAUGAGGACAUCAGUCAAACACUCAUCCAUUAACUCGGAGAGAUCAAGACACACUCCAUCUCCCAGGAACCGUUCAACCGGCGGAUAUCGUGAUCUCUGCGGCAGUGACAGUCUCCACCCACCGGCGCCUGAGCACCAGCACCGAGUCCUCAGUUUACCACACUACGAGUUUAUUCCAGGAACACUAGAAACAAAACAGCAUCUAUAUCAAUAAACACUGUGUGAAGCAACACAACACUGAUACAUGUUGCCUAGGUUCACGUUUAAAGAAACUAAACGCACUUGACUUCAUCCUCCACGACGACAGAUGGUGCUAAAAUCAACAUGCUUCCAUCGCGCUACAACCUCUGAACAAGAGCUGAGAAGUAAAAGUGUUUUAAAAGACACAAGUUGUACGCUGCUGUCAUUUUAUACUACUGUGUAUGACAUACAUUUCACCUGAAUGUUCACUUUUACGAAAGCUACACAAGCAGUGCUCGGAAAAGGACGGCAGUGUGCUGCACUGACGGCACUCAAUGGAGCGCGAGCGCUGCGUCGAGGAGUCGCGUCCUCCGCGCGAGAUGAGGAAUCCAGCUCUUCUCAAAACGAGCCCUUUGACGUUAUAAUAUCGGGAGGGGGAAUGGUGGGCACCGCUAUGGCGUGUUCUUUGGGUCUAGAUCCAAAUUUGGCAGGGAAAAAGAUUCUUCUGCUGGAAGCUGGUCACAAAAAAGAAAUGGACAGGGUUCCAGAGACCUACAGUACAAGGGUCAGCUCCAUCAGCCCAGGCUCAGCAACGCUUCUUAGUGGUCUUGGUGCUUGGGACCAUAUUGUAAAUAUGAGAUGCAAGCCAUAUAAUAAAAUGCAGGUUUGGGAUGCUUGUUCAGAUGCCCUGAUUACAUUUGAUAAGGAGAAUCUGCAGGACGAGAUGGCGUACAUCGUUGAGAACGACAUCAUUGUGGCCGCCCUCACCAAACAGCUGCAGACUCUUUCUGACCAUGUUGAAGUGCAGUACCGAACAAAAGUGGUGAAGUACACCUGGCCCCAUCCUUACCAUGUCUCUGAGGCCAUCCCUUGGGUUCAAGUGACUCUAGCUAAUGGAAAGACUCUCCACACCAAGCUGUUGAUUGGCGCUGAUGGGCCAAACUCAAUGGUGCGGAGAGAGGCUGGCAUCCCAACAGUCAAAUGGAAUUACAAUCAAUCAGCAGUCGUCGCUGUUCUGCAUUUGUCUGAGCCCACAGAAAACAACGUAGCCUGGCAGAGGUUCCUACCAACAGGACCCAUUGCAAUGCUUCCUUUGUCAGACACGGAGAGCUCGCUGGUCUGGUCCACCAGUCAUCAGCAUGCUGAAGAACUUCUACAGCUGGAUGAAGAGAGCUUUGUAGAUGCCAUUAACUCUGCAUUUUGGAGUAAUGAGAACCAUUCUGAGCUGGUGGAGACUGCCGGCUCUCUGUUUCGGGUGGCCCUUUCUGUCCUGAUGCCUGACAGUGGCUCUGCACGUCAGCUUCCACCUAGCGUUGCAGGUAUUGGCCCAAAGAGCCGGGUCAUGUUCCCGUUAGGCAUGGGCCAUGCCACAGAAUACAUCCGCCACAGAGUUGCCAUCAUUGGAGAUGCUGCACACAGAGUCCAUCCUUUAGCAGGCCAAGGUGCCAAUCUGGGCUUUGGCGAUGUGGCCUAUCUCACAAAAGUUCUUAGCCAAGCAGCAUUUAAUGGAAAAGACCUUGGAGCCAUGCAGCACUUGUUGGAGUUCGAGACUGAACGUCAGCGACACAAUCUUCCUAUGAUGGCAGCCGUUGACCUCAUGAAGAGACUGUACUCCACUAAUGCCGCCCCUAUGGUUCUAUUGAGAACCUUCGGCCUGCAGGCUACCAACGCACUGCCUCCACUUAAAGAGCAGAUCAUGGCCUAUGCCAGCAAGUAAAACACUAGCUGCAUACUGGAUGUUUGCUGGACCUCUAAUGUUAGAAGAUUUUGUUCCUGGAAUGUAUAAGUGUAAAUUAAUAAAUUAUAUUUUAUUCCUCUGAAUUCGUAGGAAAACAUUUUUAUGCCAUAUUUUCCAAUCACCCAUAUUAAGAUGUAACUACUACUCUGCCGCCUUUACUAAUAGAACGUAAAUGUGCAUGUGUACCAAACAUUUUUACAUUUCCAGAAAAACAUCACAUUUCAUAAAUCUAUAUAUUGAUUUAUAUUUCAUAAAUAAUAAAUCUAUAUGGUUGUAACUUC
Messenger RNA from Carassius carassius (crucian carp), 2406 nucleotides. RefSeq names its product coenzyme Q6 monooxygenase (gene coq6). Lineage: Eukaryota; Metazoa; Chordata; Actinopteri; Cypriniformes; Cyprinidae. The record is from RefSeq and is a predicted model, not a curated record. Gene Ontology annotation, cellular component: mitochondrion. The transcript is spliced from 13 exons. Gene Ontology annotation, molecular function: oxidoreductase activity, acting on paired donors, with incorporation or reduction of molecular oxygen, NAD(P)H as one donor, and incorporation of one atom of oxygen; FAD binding; 2-octaprenyl-6-methoxyphenol hydroxylase activity. Gene Ontology annotation, biological process: ubiquinone biosynthetic process. Bases 650 to 2104 code for a protein of 484 amino acids.